This is a messenger RNA of Eremomyces bilateralis CBS 781.70, 866 nucleotides long. RefSeq lists its product as uncharacterized. Lineage: Eukaryota; Fungi; Ascomycota; Dothideomycetes; Eremomycetales; Eremomycetaceae. The record is from RefSeq and is a predicted model, not a curated record. Bases 228 to 755 code for a protein of 175 amino acids. The transcript has a single exon.
CGCGGAUAGAAAGAGCGAGGAUGUUUCUCAUUCCACCAAGGAUUGGCUGCAGGCCAAUUCUUAUCUGCCCAGGCGGAGACGCAUUGUAGCCGCAGUACUCGGUUAGCCUACAGGAGCAAAUUGCAACCAAACGCCCUGUAAACCGUUUGGACUUUGGGGACGCCUCACCAAAGCCUCGAGCCUGCUCGGGUCAUCUAUCAACUUUGGAUCGCUUCAAAAUAUUGAACAUGAUGCCCUGUUCGGUGUUCGAACGUCAGAGUCAGGGUGACACGCGGGUAAGGACACGGAUGAGGGCAUACCCUUGCCAAAGAUCCAUCUACAUUCCACUCCCUACGACAUUGUCCGAUCACCCCACAUUUGCAAGAGUUCGAUAUGCACGACAUCUGCAACACCUGGGCCUCUCCGCUACUCCCGCUCUGAGACAUGCAUAUCCGACUCCAUCUUUGAACUCACCAGUCUUCAGGAGGUUACCUGCACGACGGUUGACCUGGCAGUUUAAAGAAACAACUAGGAUAUAUGACCUAUUCGAUUCAGGACCGCUGUGCGCUAAAUCCCAUAACAUACAGGAUUAUUCGCGGAAUCCAUGGCUGACAUGCCGCAUCCACGUAUCCCCCACCGCUGUCCCGCAGUCAACUGCGGAUGAAUACGAAGCAAGUGUCAUUCAUGUUCACAACACCCGCCUUUGCCGGCUUCCGCUCUCAGGAUGCAGGGCGAGCUAUGAAUGUCUACCAACGUUCAAGGCUGAGACGAUUUGAAUACAAUGUUGAUGUGCAUGAAAGCUGCCUACGCUAUCCGCACGAUGCGGGGUUCUGUCAGCGAAAGGAUGCGUAGACAGUAGCGGCAAUCCUAUGAAUCCUCAGUAUGGC